Molecule: messenger RNA, 1998 nt
Organism: Anopheles maculipalpis
Lineage: Eukaryota; Metazoa; Arthropoda; Insecta; Diptera; Culicidae
Product: serine/threonine-protein phosphatase 2A 56 kDa regulatory subunit gamma isoform-like
Exons: 1
Coding region: 1-1977 (658 amino acids)
Biological process (GO): protein dephosphorylation; signal transduction
Cellular component (GO): cytosol; nucleus; protein phosphatase type 2A complex
Molecular function (GO): protein phosphatase activator activity
Source: RefSeq, a predicted model, not a curated record
AUGACACUGAACGAUGAGAAUGGGGCCGCAGGCGGCAAUAAUGUUGCUGUCACGGUAGCAGCAACUGGAACGGGACUGUCAACGGCGACGGGAACCGGAUCAGAUCGACCGGGUGCGGUUGGUGGUGUGGCUGGCGGUGGCACAACCGGCACAAAUAAUGGGGGCAACGGUGUGAGCAGCAGCAACAGCAACAACAAUAACAACACCGGCACGGUUCCAAAUGGCGGUAGUAGCAAUGCGACGACGAUUGGCAAUACAAUUAAUAAUAACAACCUAAAUUCUAACAUCAUCAACCCAGCGGCAGCAGCUACUACGACGGCUACGUCACUAAGCAACAGCAACAUCAACAACAAUAGUACGACGAACGGGACGGGACAAAACGGGAAGCAGCUGUCGGGGGCGGCUGGGAGUCUGGAGAAGCGCCCGGGUGGCAGUACCAACACAACCAACAGCGGAAGCAGCGGAACCAGCCGGUACAUCAUCCCGAAGUACUACGAGAUCGAAACGUUGCCACCGCUAAAGGAUGCGGAUCCAUCCGAGCGGGAAGAUCUGUUCAUCCAGAAGCUCCAGCAGUGUUGCGUCCUGUUCGACUUUUCCGAACCGCUGAACGAUCUCAAGUACAAGGAGAUCAAGCGCUGUGCGUUGCAGGAGAUUGUCGAGCAUCUAAACAACCAGAGCAACGUAAUAACGGAAUCGAUCUACCCGGAAGCGUUCAAUAUGGUUGCGAUCAAUCUGUUCCGUACGCUGCCACCGUCCUCCAACCCGAACGGGGCCGAAUUCGAUCCGGAAGAGGAUGAACCGACGCUCGAAGUUUCGUGGCCCCAUCUGCAGUUUGUGUACGAGCUGUUCCUACGCUUUCUCGAGUCACCCGACUUUCAGCCGAACGUAGCGAAGCGCUACAUUGAUCACAGCUUCAUCCUGAAUCUGCUCGAACUGUUCGAUUCGGAGGAUCCGCGUGAGCGCGAUUUUCUCAAAACGGUACUGCACCGGGUGUAUGGGAAAUUUCUCGGCCUGCGUGCCUUCAUUCGCAAGCAGAUUAACAACAUCUUCUACAAAUUCAUCUACGAAACGGAACACCACAACGGGAUUGCGGAACUGCUCGAAAUCCUUGGCAGUAUUAUCAACGGUUUUGCCUUACCGCUAAAGGAGGAGCAUAAGCAAUUUCUGCUCAAGGUGCUACUACCGCUGCACAAGGUGAAAAGCUUGUCCGUCUACCAUCCGCAGCUAGCGUACUGUGUGGUACAGUUUCUCGAGAAGGAUGCCAGCCUAACGCAACCCGUCAUCAAGUGUUUGCUAAAGUUUUGGCCAAAAACGCACAGCCCCAAGGAGGUGAUGUUUCUGAACGAGUUCGAAGAGAUACUGGACGUGAUCGAGCCGGCCGAGUUUCAGAAGGUGAUGGAACCGCUGUUCCGUCAGAUCGCGAAGUGUGUGUCGAGUCCACACUUUCAGGUGGCCGAGCGAGCGCUGUACUACUGGAACAAUGACUACAUCAUGUCGCUGAUAUCGGAAAAUUCUAAAGUCAUCAUGCCGAUCAUGUUUCCCGCGCUGUACAGCAACAGCAAAACGCACUGGAACAAAACGAUCCACGGCUUGAUCUACAACGCGACCAAACUGUUUAUGGAGAUGAAUCAGCUGCUCUUUGACGAGUGUCACCGGAAGUAUCAGGCGGAGCAGGAAAUGGAGCAGGAAAAGCUGGCCCAGCGGGGUGCACUCUGGCAGCAGAUGGAAGAUUUGGCCGCACGAAACAGUAAGUUAUCGCUGUACGAUCAUGAGCAGCCGGGCGGUAUGAGUCGAUCAGCGGGUAGCAGCAGCUUUAACCAUCAAAGGCAGAUGAAUGGCAUGAUGAUGAUGAUGGGGGACGGGAAUGGGGGGAAUAAUAAUAGUAGUAACAAUAAUAGUAGCACAGGACCGGCGGGAUCCACCGGUGGUGCCGUGUACGAUCGACGGACGACGAUGAUGCAGCACGGUAGCACCUAAGCGCAGCGCCUGCCACCAAGU